AUGUCGCUGACGAACGGCACGCGAGAACGGAAUGAGGAGACAAGUCACGUCAAAAAGCAAUGGAUUCUGAACGCCUUCGUCGAAACAUGCUCCGGCCACCAGUCUCCCGGGCUAUGGAAACACCCUGCAGACAAGUCGCACCAGUUCAAUACUUUGUCUCACUGGACGAACCUUGCUCAACUCCUUGAACGUGGGAAGAUUCACGGCAUCUUCAUCGCAGACGUACUGGGCGGUUACGACGUCUAUUUGCAGUCUCUCGAUCCCGCGAUCCGAUCAGGGGCACAAUGGCCGGUCCAUGAGCCGCUUGCAUCGAUCCCAGCCAUGGCAGCCGUGACGAAAUCCAUUGGCUUCGGCGUGACGGUGUCGACGACGUACGAACAGCCAUAUCAUCUUGCUCGCCGUCUGUCGACACUCGACCAUCUCACCAACGGCCGUUUAGGUUGGAAUGUCGUCACGUCGUACCUGGAUUCUGCGGCGCGCAACAUGGGCUACUCUUCUCAACCACAGCAUGAUGACCGCUAUGCCAUGGCUGAAGAGUAUAUCCAGGUCAUGUACAAGCUGUUCGAGUCGUCGUGGCGGGACGAUGCCGUCAAGUUGGACCGGCAGACCGGUGUGUACAGCGACCCUGCUCUCGUCCGGCGUAUCAACCACAAGGGCAAGUUCUUCGACGUACCGGGUCCACACAUCUGCUCGCCGUCGCCACAACGCACGCCCAUGCUAUUACAAGCAGGCACAAGCUCCAAAGGCAAACUGUUCGCGGCACAGCACGCCGAGGCUAUCUUCGUGUCCCACCACUCGCCCGAAGCAUGCCAAGCAAACAUAGCAGACGUCAGAAAGCUGGCAAAGGAGAAGUUCGGACGGGAUCCCCAGAACCUCAAAGUCCUGGCGCUGGUGACGCCGAUCUUGGGCCGCACGGAAGAGGAGGCCAGGGCAAAGUAUGCCGACUACAAGCAGUACGCGGAUCUAGAGGGCGCAUUAGCGCUUUUCGGCGGCUGGACUGGAAUCGAUCUGAAUCAGUACGAAGAAGACCAAGAGCUGAGAUAUGUCGAGAGCAAUGCCGUCCGCGCGACAGUCGAAAGCUAUGCGCGGUUCAGUCCCAGCGUAGGCAAGUGGACCAGGCAAACGAUCGCGGAGCAUGUGAGCAUCGGCGGCAACGGACCCGUGCUGGUCGGGACGCCGAGCCAGGUAGCGGACGGCCUGCAACGGUGGGUUGAUGUUGCUGACGUCGAUGGCUUCAACAUCGCGUACGCUGUGUUUCCUGGCAGUUUCGAGGACGUGGUGGAGCUGCUGGUGCCAGAGCUAAGGAAGCGAGGUCUGUUUUGGGAGGAUUACGCCAUUCCCGAGGGGACGUAUCGCGAGAACUUUUACGGAAGCAAGGGCCAGACAGGGCCGCUCAAGGAGCAUGUAGCGAGUCGGUAUAGGUGGAGCAAGGGGGCAACGGCGGAAGAGCACAAGAUUCCAGCUUAG
Cladophialophora carrionii CBS 160.54 is the source of this 1467-nucleotide messenger RNA. RefSeq lists its product as uncharacterized. Gene Ontology annotation, molecular function: oxidoreductase activity, acting on paired donors, with incorporation or reduction of molecular oxygen; monooxygenase activity. Bases 1 to 1467 code for a protein of 488 amino acids. NCBI's taxonomy places the organism in Eukaryota, Fungi, Ascomycota, Eurotiomycetes, Chaetothyriales, Herpotrichiellaceae. The record is from RefSeq and is a predicted model, not a curated record. The transcript has a single exon.